AUGGCAGAGUACAAAGAGUGCAUGAAGAGCGAGUUGGAUAUUUUUCUAACACCUCCUGUACAAACAUCCAUUCUACGCGCCGAUGAAAUCUCUUAUCAACCAUUGGCAAGUCUCGAGAAUCCUAAAGUUAUAGAAUUUUACUCAGUCGCGCAUGGAGAUUGUUACCGAGAUUUGUCUUCAAUCUACAUCAAAUUUAAAAUCCAACUCCUUAAGGAGAAUGGCGAAAACUUCAACGAGGAGGAUGUGGAACAGCCAGGAGUUGUAAAUAACAUUCUUCAUUCGAUGAUUCGUUCUGUCUCAGUUUCUCUAAAUGGGAAAACAAUUUCCCAAAAUGAAGGAGACUAUCAUUAUCGAAGCUACUUUGAGACUCUUCUAACCUAUGGAAAGGGAGCAAAAGAUACAUUUCUACGCAAUUCUGGAUGGAUUCGAGAUACUGGGGAUCAUAUGAUGAAGUUCACGCUGCUUCUGGUACCCGUUCUUUUGCUCACAUCCACAGCACACCCAGUGAGUGAGGAUGAAGAGACUGAUGGUGAUUCUUCGAGGCGAAUCAUUGGCUCCAGCGUGGUCACGUCGGUGUCUGUGGUGAUGAAUGGGCAGAAACCGGAAUUCACUGAUGCAAUUGGGAAGCCUGUACCACGACCUCUAGUGCCACCACAAGUGGCCAGUCCCAUCAAUUUACUCAAUCCAGACAAGUACGAGUUCUACACCUUCGAUGAGUCAGGGGAACUCAUCAAACGCCUCAUGACAAUGGAAGAAAUUCAGAGUAUUGUGGCAGGUGGAGAUGGUGAGGGCAGUUUACUCAUGAGCCCUACGAAUUCCACAUCAGAGAAUGAAACGAAAGUGGAUGAAAUUGUUGAAAGUGUGCAGAAUGUACUGAAUCGAGAAAUGGAAGCUAAAAAGAACACAUCUCAAACUAGCCAUCCAAUUUUUGACACCCCAGAUGUCUCAUCUUCCUGGAGUCUCAUCCUUCCGGCUAUUUUUGGCAAUACUGGCAAUCAUGAAAUUAUCACCCACAAGCCACAAUCAAUUGCCAUGACGCCUGAAAGUGAACUUCUUGAGGUCACAACGAAAUUCCCUGCCACUGCAGCUUCCACAAAAGCUACAGAAAUCACAAUGAAAACUACAUCAGCCCCAGAAGUGACUAUGAAAGCCACAGCUGCCCCCACAAAAGCUCCAGAAGUCACUCUCCAGAAGUCACUGUGA
Phlebotomus papatasi is the source of this 1203-nucleotide messenger RNA. RefSeq lists its product as uncharacterized. The transcript has 4 exons. Lineage: Eukaryota; Metazoa; Arthropoda; Insecta; Diptera; Psychodidae. Bases 1 to 1203 code for a protein of 400 amino acids. The record is from RefSeq and is a predicted model, not a curated record.